Molecule: messenger RNA, 6618 nt
Organism: Polypterus senegalus (gray bichir)
Lineage: Eukaryota; Metazoa; Chordata; Cladistia; Polypteriformes; Polypteridae
Product: protein prune homolog 2-like
Exons: 12
Coding region: 175-4281 (1368 amino acids)
Biological process (GO): apoptotic process
Cellular component (GO): cytoplasm
Source: RefSeq, a predicted model, not a curated record
CUAAAAGGUCUCCCUUCACUUGAGGCCAGUUUAAGUUCAAUAGAGGAGGAUGCUCCUCAGUCUAAAGAUUCCUCACCCUUCACAGAACAAUCGUGUGAACAAGACAGAUGGAGUAACUUCUGUCAAAAAAAUGUUGAGUCAACUAUUGUUUCGCCAUUGCAUGAUAGCCUAGGCAUGUGGAACACCACUAUACAGGAUGAUACCCAAUCUAGUGCCUCAAGUGUUGAGACUGGUGAAUCUUCUGAAUGUUCUGACAAAUGGAAUCCAUUUGUUAAAAGAAGUUCUUUAGCUAGCCCUUUGCAAAUGGUCCAAGAAGGUAUGGGCAUGUGGAAUACAACAAUAAAAGAUGACACACCAUCCAGUACAACUAGUCCUGAUGAAAAAAGCACCAGCGAAAAUCCUGAUUUGUGGACUGCAUUCAAUUUGGAUUCAUUUCACAAUGAUUUUGAAAGUUCACAUGAUUGUCCAGCUGAAGCCAGUUUGGCAGCUGGUAAAAGUCCAAGCUUUUAUAAUGUUCAACCCCAAGAAAGUGUUGGUGUAGAAUUUUCCAAAGCUCACAAUGAUUCAUUAGUGAGUCAAGACAAGAAUUGGAGUGAUGUAGCACAAGAAACAUACCAGAGAAGCUUAAAUGAUCCAGAGGGAGGUCUAAAGUUGUUAAAUACAACUAAUGACCUGACAUCAGAUUUAUGUAUUGACCAAAGUCUUGUAAAGCACAGACAACAAUUGCAGAUGCAAACAGAAUCUAAAGAUACAAAGCAAAUACUGCAUGUGAGAGAAACAGAUGUUUUCAAAGAAUUUGAAAGUACAUCCAUUCACAACUCCAGUACAAAUUAUGAGACUAGUUUUAAAAACAUUGAAGCAAAUAUCAUUGCUCAAAAUCAAAUCAGCGGACAUACAAAUUUAAACAUUUCUUCCGAGGUGAAACUGGAAUUCAGUUGUGAUCAGUCAAGUAUGCAUAGACUUGAAUUCACAAAAGAGGCAACUGACCUUUCACUCUUGGAAUCCACACCUUUGGACGAAUGCAUUACAAUGGAGGCUUCUGAAGAAAAUACUGCUGCAGAAACUGGUGAGGUAAGCUGUACUAGGGAACCAGAUCUAAUCAAUUCACAAGUAUACCUACUGUCAUUAGAUCCAGAUAUUUGCACAAAUUCGGCACUUACCAGCACAUUUACAAAGCAUGCCCAUAAAAAUCCUGAUGUAAUAAAUGAGUGUAGUUCAGAUAAAAAUUCUGAAACCUCUCAAAGCCCUGAUCUAUGUCCAGAAUCAUUUACUGAAUAUCAAACAUCGAACACCUUGGAUGCAGAGCCUAAACUUGUUUAUGAUGAUGAAGAAACAGAAUUAAAUGCAAAAUGUGAUGUCUGUGUUGAGAGUGAAACUCAGGUUUUAUGGACUGAAAGAGCAAUAGAAAGUGACAGAAUGCGAGAAAUAGAAGAAAACAUGAAGGCUAUGUGUAUAACUACUAACAAUACACUUACUCGGCAAUACAAUGAUGAUCAGGUUUUUCAAAAAGCUGAAAUAGAACAAAUAGACAGUAUGAAAGGACAGAAGAGCAGGGAUAUGGACAUGGUCAGUUUAAGUGAUGAUGAUGAUGCUAAAUCAGAAAUAGAAAUCUGUGGCAGUUCAUGGUUUAGACAGAAACCUCCCAGUACAGUAGAACUUGUUGUAGAGACCAACCAUACACAAGAGUUACCCAUUUUAUCAAACUUUGUGGCACCACCCAAUAAUGAGUUAUCUGCACUAGAUCAAAGUGGACUAGAAACAACAGAAGAUGAAAUUACUAUAAUUCAAGAAUCCCCCUUCAUGAAAAAAAAGGAAUCUAACUUGUUUUGGUUUGAAGAAGCAUUUGGAAAGGAGGAUAAUUCUCAAGAGCUUCAUAGUAGUACUACUAAUGGGUUAUCAAAAUAUCCAUUCAGCAAUCAAAUAGUUGCUAACACAUGUAAGAACAAAGAUGCCCUUCCUGGAAUUAAUGACAGUAUGCUAUCUUCACAAUAUAAUAUACAAGACAGUUUCACAGAAAUUCCAAAUGAAGGAGCAGUAGCACAAUCUCCAUUACCUGAAUAUAAUCAAAAAGAUCAAGCAUUCGGCAAAGCUACUGCCUCAGAAAGUAUCCGUUGGUCUCAGCAUACCUCAAGACACCCAUCAGAAUGUAAAGUAACAUACUUCAGCAUGUCACCUGAGAUCCGAAAUGUUGACGCUUGGGAAGAUCUCUCUUAUGAGGAAAGUCUAAGGACUGUACACUCAAAAAUUACAAGAGAUGAAAAAAAAUGUUCAAAUGCUGAGGCAGGUAAUUCCCAAGAAGACAACAGCUCUCUGACUUUUGAUCUGGGCGAGAGUGGGGAAAGCAGCUAUUUUCCAGUAGCCUUUGAAAGAAGUGACCAGCUUAUGAUGACAGAUGCUACUUCAAAUGCAUCCUCAUUUUCUUUUGCUGAAGUGGGCCAUGGUUCACUGGACACUGAUUCAUUAGAUGAAAAUAAAACAAGCCUUGAAUUCUUUGAAGUGGAAGGCAAUGAAGAGGUUAACUUAACCCCUGAAGAAGAGUCUUGUGGGCUUGAAAUGGAUUAUAUUAUUGUAUACAAUAAAGACAGGAUGUCCUGUAGUGAGCUUGGUUCAGUAUUUCAACUUGAAAUGAAUAAAGAGAAUGAUUCACCACUAACAAACCAAAUUUUUAACGAGCAUUUGCAAGGAACCUCCAGGAAAACACUAAUAGAAGUCAAUUCAGAGAGCCUUAACACAUUAGAAAAUUCUGAUCAUUCCUCUCAAGGAGACAGUAUCACAUCAUCUCAUGAAGACUUUAAAUGUUUAGUUCAGUCCAAUUCAAAUAAGGCAGAAGUACUUGGAGAAAAGCCAGUCUGUUUUCUAGGAAACAAAAAUGAAACCAUAGAUAGCUCACCUGAAGAAAACUCAAGCAUUACAAACACAGCAGGAUCUGAAUCGGGGGACUCUGUUAAAGAAGUCUUCUAUGCAGGUAGUACUAUGCCAUCUCAGCACAAUACUGGUUUUGUUUUACAUGACAGUAGCAUAGUUGUGAGUGAACCGUUUAUAGCAACAGAGAAAGGAAUUUCUAAUUCUAUUCAUUUAUCAACAAAAUUCCAUGAAGAUCACACCAAUUCCCAAGAAUAUGGAAGUACAUUGGAAGAUUUUCCACAAACCAAGCUCAUUAACUCUGGAAAAGAAGCUAGUUGUCUUCCAAAGAUCACAAAGCAUGAAAACCUGAAGGAUAAGGUCUUUAGCAGAUCUGUACCAGAGAAUGUGGGAAUGGACAUUUCUUACGAAGAGGAUCUGCAAAGUCCAGAUGGUACUGACAACAGACUAGAUCCUCCUGACUCUCUGGAUGUAAAUGGAGCACAUCCACAAAGGAAGAAAUUAGCAGCUCCUGAAAUCAACUUAUCCUUGGAUCAGAGUGAGGGCUCCAUUUUGUCAGAUGAUAACCUUGAUACCCCAGAUGAUCUCGACAUCAACGUUGAUGACUUAGACACCCCUGAUGAGGCUGAUUCCUUAGAAUAUACAGGUCAUGGCAAUGAGCUUGGGUGGGAAGAGGUGGAGACUACAAAUGUGGUUGAAACCAGGGAAGAUGCUGAGCCCAUCCCUGAAUACACAGCUGAGGAGGAACGGCAAGAUACUAGAUUGUGGAGAACAGUAGUAAUUGGGGAGCAAGAGCAUAGAAUUGAUAUGAAAGCCAUUGAACCUUACCAGAAGGUCAUUUCACAUGGAGGAUACUACGGGGAUGGCCUCAAUGCUAUUAUUGUCUUUGCUGCAUGCUUCCUACCAGAAAGCAGCAGGACUGAUUAUCACUAUAUCAUGGAGAAUCUCUUUCUGUAUGUGAUUAGCACACUGGAGCUAAUGGUAGCUGAAGACUACAUGAUUGUUUACCUGAAUGGUGCAACUCCCCGCAGAAGGAUGCCUGGGCUGGGUUGGAUGAAAAAGUGUUACCAGAUGAUUGAUAGACGGUUAAGAAAGAACUUGAAAUCAUUUAUUAUUGUUCAUCCCUCCUGGUUCAUCAGAACGAUUCUGGCUAUUACCAGACCCUUUAUCAGCUCUAAGUUUAGCAGCAAAAUAAAGUAUGUCAAUAGCUUGGCUGAACUUGCGGAACUGAUCCCAAUGGAGUAUGUACACAUUCCGGACAGCAUAAUGAAGUUUGAAGAAGAAAGGGGUAUUAAAAGAUAUGAAUGUUUGAGACUGGAUGAAGAACUGAGGGAAGCAGCUGAAACUUCUAAAUAUGCAGGCUUUCUAAAUGGACUGGAAUCUACAUCUGUGGAAUUGGAAAGACCUUCCUCCUUAUAACACUUGAAACACUGAAAAUGAAGGGACGAUGAAGUGUAGAACUAUUCAUCUGAGACUGUGGCCAGUCAAUUCAAGCAUGGUGCAGAGAACUGAAUAUAAACAUUAUAUGAUUUUAAAAUGAACGGUGUACAAUCAGAAAAAAAUCAUUUUUCCCAAUGGAUGUUAAUAUUUCAAAUAAAAAUGAUACAUGAUUGGUAUUUGAUGGUCUGAUCUGGACCUUAACUGCCUCCUCGAUACAUUUUACCUUCAUGCCUAAUAAAACUAGGAAAAGAGUAGAAUCAUUCAAAGCAGAUGUACUGUGCUUUAAAUAUUAUUGGACACUUUGCAAACUGCCACACUAACGCCAUUCAAUUUCCAUAUGGUAGCCACAUCAUUGGCAUGCAUGUGUGAACUUUGGCAAACGUACUUGUGUUCAUAUUGUGAAAAAACGUACUUGUGCAUUAAAUAUUUAGUAUUAUUUGUAACAUUGAGUUUUUCAUUGUGUUGUCAUGAACUGAAUGUGUAGUAAUGGCUAAUGCAAAUAUUGUAAAAGUGACACUCCUUGUUCUAACACUCCAACUUUGCACCUGUUUAUUUUUUAGAGUUGAUAAAAACCCCAUGGAAGGCAAAGCUUGAACCUUCAAAGCCACUUUUCACAAAACAACAAAUCAGAUGCUCUGGUGACCUCUAGUAGUGUUUAUUUUUUAUUUUUGUAUUAUUAUUUUCUUUAAUUGUACAUACAUUUGUGUUCUAUCUCUUACUGUAAAUCAAAAUGCAUACUGUUCAAGCAGAGAUUUCUUUGUGAAAUGCAGUUGUAUUGUUAACUCUUUUCAUUUAGCAUUUGUGUUUUUAUUUUUACAAGUGUAAGACUGUAUUUAUAAGGAUCCCUAUAGUCAGUAAAUACAGCAAUUAAAAAUAACCCUGCUAACACAAAUUUAGCAUGUUAAUGCCAUGUAUAUUGGUGCAUUUCCUAUUCAUGUUCUCUUCCAUAAUGAGACUGGGGUGUUUUAGGAAUGUUUCAACUUUCAAAUUGUACAAAUAUGUAAAGAUGUGUAAUUUAUUUCAAUUUGUUCACAUUAGCAAGGGCAGAUAUUUUUUGUCUAAAUUCCUUACUUGUACAUUUGCCACCGAUUCUAAAUAUUCUAGUCAGUUUGUGGUCAUCUGGUAUGCUAGAAUUCAGCUAAUUCUGACAGUACAAUGGCAGUAAUUUUAAAAAGCAACACAUUCUUAAAAAAUUAUAAGCAAGCACACAUAAAAUCUUUUUUCAUAAAGUGAACUGAGGAAAGAAAAAAACAAAAAUGUCUAUCACUCCAUGACUAUUUGUGUCAGGACAUUGGAUGGUAUAACCAAAAUGCCCCGCUUCAGUUCUCAUUAGGAUUUUUCUUUGAAUUUGAAAGAACAUUGGAAAUGCAGUCUAUUUUUUUUUUUUUUUGUCUGUUUUUCUUUUAAUAGCUGUAUUUUCGAUCCUGAAUAAAAGGUUAUUUCUGACCAUAUCAGAAUUUAGUUAACUAAGCAAGUGUUACUUUCCUCCAUUUCUGAACCAGCUUAUCCUGGUCAUGGAUGCGGUCUAAAUCAGCAGAAUUCUGCUCUUUUUUAAUUAUUUCUCGUUUCUUUGAUUGUUGUUAAUAUUCUUACUUUAUCGUAGAUAGAAAGGUUAAAGUUUUCCACAUAAGCUGUAGGUCAGGGGUUUACAUUGAAACAUGUUGCAAUUAAUCUGGAGAAAGCAGAUCAAAAUGUGGAUGUUUUUGUCAAAAGAAGCAUAAUAUGUAGCAUGAAACUUCCAGUAUCCUCAAUUAUGAACUGGAUUGAUGCAAAAAUCUGCCAUGAUGCUGUAGCUCCAAUUUGGCCUCUGCUGUUUAGCUUGCAGACUGUUAUGUUGGAAAGCUUUAAAAAUAAAUCUAGCAAUAAAACAUUUAUUUACAAAAUGACAAAUUUGUUUGAAAUAUAAUUUCCACUUUAUAUUGCAGGACAAUUUUCUCUCUUCAUGUUUGAUCUUCUGAAAUUCUCAUGACAACACAUAUGUGUACUUGCUUGAUAAGAGUUUAUCAAUGUAUGGAGUUGUUGUACUCAUGUGUUUGUCAUCUUCCUCAAAUCCCAGCCUGUGUGCUUUCAAGUCCAUUUACCAACCUUAGCAUUAUGAGAGUGGAGAGGGGCAUGUGUAAGUAGGUUUUGUUCUGUAAACGUCUCUUGUUAUGUUACUAAACAAGCAGCAUUCACUUGGGCUGGUGGAGUCACACACAAAAUUAUUGAUUUUAGGACAGGAUGCUGCAUUUGAAGUUCUGAAAAUCUCUUUGCAAAUGUGUUGUAUAAUAUACAAAACCCUAAUGUUUAAUGACACUAUUAAAAACUUUUAGCACA